This is a messenger RNA of Anoplophora glabripennis (Asian longhorned beetle), 2440 nucleotides long. RefSeq names its product TOG array regulator of axonemal microtubules protein 2-like. Lineage: Eukaryota; Metazoa; Arthropoda; Insecta; Coleoptera; Cerambycidae. Gene Ontology annotation, cellular component: cytoplasmic microtubule; cilium. Bases 111 to 1814 code for a protein of 567 amino acids. Gene Ontology annotation, biological process: microtubule cytoskeleton organization. Gene Ontology annotation, molecular function: microtubule binding. The transcript is spliced from 4 exons. The record is from RefSeq and is a predicted model, not a curated record.
GCCGGUCAUCUAAUCAAUGGUACCCACUUGAGUACUUGCGGCUUCGUUUUCAACGCACUAAGUUUCAAUAAUAAGUGAACGGUGCACGAGCGUUGUCAUGCCUAUGAAGUAUGUGUAAUAAUAACGUAACCAACCCCUGGGGACUUCAGGAAGUGAAGUCGGCGACGUGUCCGGCCUUCAGCUGUUGCCCGUGUGUCUUUAAGACCGGGAAAGUUGUUGAUAUUAGUGCCGUGUCUAAGCAGUCCACUCCUGUGGUGGCGGUUACUCUUCCCCCGGAAGCGCUAGUGAAGUCAGCUCUAGGUAGUCCAGUUCAUGACAUCGAUAGUCGAUUGUCUCCUAGAGAGAAUGGUAGAACUCACGCACCACAACCCCCGCCUUCCUCUGGUUCAGAAUCAUCAGGUUACUUCACUCCACCUCCAGAAACGGAACAGGCGUUUGUGAAGCUCGACACGGAGGAGCACGCCUCAGAAUCUGAGGAAAUAGCACCAGAAAACGACGAUAAUAACAACUCCCAAGACUGCACUGACUCCUUCAAUAACAAUUCACCAAAUAUAUUCCUUAGACAAGACACUGUUCAGAGAAACUUUUCACCAAGUUCCGUCGAAACCAGUGAUCUUAUCCCAUGCGAUAAAGAAUCCACAUUAGAAGUAGAUUUGAUAGAAAAGCAGGAUGCGGAACCCAAUAAUAACUCAGAGAGAGAAGAACGAAGAUUGCUUAGGUUUAGUUCGUCGAGUUUGAAGGAACCUUCCUUCACUGGAAAAAUACCCUCAACCACUGACAACCGGAGGAAGAGUAAAUCUGUGGUGGACUUACAAAGCUUUUUACCCGACAUCAGCGCAAACAGAAAGACUGUGAACUCGGCUCCUGCGCUGAACGAAGAUCUUAUGGGAAACAACAAUGUUGUGGUAACCAAUAUAGAAGUUUCACCUGCAUCACCAGUAAAAGCGAUGCUACCUGUCGCUGCAGAACCUACUGAACCAAUCCUGAAAUUGGAAUCUCCCAAAGAAGGGACCUCUACAAGGAAACUGACAAAGCGUUUCGCGAGAACGCUUAGUAGAAAAUCUGUUAAAGCCACCCCAAGAAGCGUGAGAGAUACUACACCUAUGAGCUCAAGACCUAGCAGCAAACCUAAAGAGGUCUUGCAACUGGCUUUAGCGCAGUUAAAUAAUAACGAAUGGGAAAUUACGAUACAAGGGCUUCAGUCUUUGGGAAAACUCGCAAGACAGCACCCUGACACUAUUGAAUCCCAGAUACAUAAUGUGUGUGUCUCUCUAGGGAGACAAAUAAAGAACCUGCGAUCGCAGGUGGCUAGGACUGCUUGUCACACAGCGUCCGAGAUAUUUAUGUCAUGUAAAAGAGGUUUGGAUAUUGAACUAGAGGAGAUCGCAGGUCCUCUCUUACAACGUACUGCCGACACCAACAAAUUUCUACGAGCGGACGCGAAUGCAGCCCUAGAUGUUAUGUGUGCUCACCUACCCACCAACCGCGUGGUGACCGUCGUCACAGGUCGAGGCUGCACCCACCAGAACUGCAUCGUGCGUUCAGCCUCCAUUCGCCUCAUUAACGACAUGGUGAAGCGUUUUGGUGCCGAUAAGGUGUUUCAGAUGCAGAAGGAGAUGAAGGACAAAAUUCUGCUUGCCGGUGCAAAUGCCUUGACGGAUGGUAGUCUGGAAGCGAGGAGUUACGGCAAGGUGAUGGUUUCACACUUAAUAGGUCAUCCUCAGUUUCACAGGUCGCUGUUGGACGCCGUGCCGCAAAGUACUCUAAGGCAUAUCGCGAAGACCCUGGGUACGAUAAAGCCCCAGUUGACGUAGUAUUGAGUAGAAAAAGUAAAUUAAUCAGUUGUUAAUUAUUGUAUAGAUGCAGUUUCAUUGCAAUGAAGUUAGCUCUAUAACUCUAUUGUUACAGUUGUAUUCUUAAGAAAAAUAACGUGCCUUCAUAAAUACCCGAGUUCCACGUGACCAGAUUUGUUUUGGCGCUCAGUAAAUUUGAUUUUCUUAAGUUGGUGUUUCAGAAAUUACACAGUUCUGCAAGGUUUUGCUCUAGAGCAGCUGAGGAACAUUGCCGAAGUAAUUUUUUGCGCAAAAUCCGAAGCCCACCUCAAAAUUGCUUCAUCAUGUCACGCUUCCGAGAUAUCCUAACCUAAAAGUGCGAGAAACGUCGUUUUUUGCUGCAUUUGAUCUUAUAUUACAUCGCGAAUUUUUUUUUUGUCUUAAAACGAGUCAUGUCAUCUAAAAGUAGAACGGAUUCGGAUUCUACGCAAAAAAUUACCUUCGGAAAUGACCCUCAGCUGCUCUAGAGCAAACACAACCACUUUUUUUGCAGACCCGUGUUAUCAAGCAGAAACUACCAACUAGGACCCUAUACAGCAGGAAAAUUAAAUUUCAUAACUUUUGGAGCCUCCGUUAUAAAUAAAUAGAAUUGUGCGAAAACUAUUGCA